Messenger RNA from Xyrichtys novacula (pearly razorfish), 8829 nucleotides. NCBI's taxonomy places the organism in Eukaryota, Metazoa, Chordata, Actinopteri, Labriformes, Labridae. The record is from the annotation of a GenBank genome assembly.
AGUUACAGUCCUCGUCUUACAGCCGCUGCAGGGAUCAGAUUCCUGAGCAGCAGCAGAGUUCGGAGCGGCCGCCCGCUGACACCCGGACACACGCUCCUCCAGGAUGGUGAGACGCUGAGACCAUCUCUUGGACAGAUUUCUCUCCGGACUUUCUUUCACUCUCGCUGUUUUCCUCUUUUCUGUGCAGGCCAAGUUCCUGACCCAGGAUCAGAUCAACGGUAAGACCCUCUUCCUUUACUUCUGUCAGUGUGGUGGUUUUUGGUGGCAGAGGGAGACUCACAGUUAGCAUCUUUAGCAGCGAUAGUUGAAGAUAAAACAGACCAAAGUUCUCCGUACAGGGCUGCUCUUGUUCCCGGUGACCGAAUUCCUGGAGCUGCUGAUGUGAUUAAACACGAAGGUUUUCACUCUGACGACUGAAAGAACAAAGGACUCACAGUUGAAGUUGAACCGGGUCAUGACCCACUUUGUUCUCACCAAACUCUGGUGACCCCAGACUUCCAAAACACCGACCACGUUUAACUGAAACGGUUUUUAAUCAUGUAAGAAUUUAAACCUCUGCUGUGAGGAAGCUCCCAAUUUAACCCAGAGUGACACCAGUUCACGUUCAUGACUGAGGCCGGACCGGCCAGAACCGGGUCAGAACUCUGAGGCCGGACCGGCCAGAACCGGGUCAGAACUGAGUGUUAGAAUAUAAUUCAAUGAGAGGGUUGGACUGAAUGUCAGACAUGUGUGAACGGAAGGAAAAAAACACGGAAGAAAUUAUGACUGCAAGAAACCAUUCAUCCAUUCAUUCAUCAUCCAUGCAUCCAGCCAUCCAUCUAUCAAUCACCCAUCCAUCAUCCAUCUUUUCAUCAUCAAUCCAUCAUCAGACAUCCAUCCAUCCAUUCAUCCACCCAAAAUCCAUCAAUAAUCUAUAUUCAUCCAUCCUUUCAUCCAUUCAUCAAUCCAUCCAUCUACCUAUCAUCCAUGCAUCAGCCAUCAUAUAUCCAUCAAUGAUCCAUCCAUCCAUCAGACAUCCAUCAUCAAACAUCCAUCCACCCAUUUAUCCACCCAACAUCCAUCAAUAAUCCAUCGAUCUACCGAUGAUCUAUGAAUUAUCCAUCAGCAACCCAUCAAUAAUUAUUCCAUCCAUCUUCUAUCCAUUCAUCCACCCAACAUCCAUCAUCCAUCCAUCCUCUCCAGUUGAGUCUCUGGACCAGCAGACCUCCUUUUCCUAUCAGUGUUUUCCAAAGACUCCAGAUCAGAUCAGAUGAUACAGCGAACAAAAACAAAAACCUACAAACUCUUUUGUUUUUGUUUUUGUUUUUGAUGAGCUGAACUCAAAGAUCUCAGAGUUUUUUUCUGACAUCUAUGUCGUUCAGUUCUGUGUGAUAAAACUUCACCUGUGAUAGUGACCAGUCUGAGACACACCUGUGAGGAGGAUGGAUGAUCUCAUGAUCUCAGAGUACACAUGUCAUGGUCUAAAGACCGUCUGUUGGUAUCUGGGUCAGGGUUUUGUGGAGUCACCCUGGACCUGGUCUUUCUUUGUCUGUUGCAGAGUUUAAAGAGUGUUUCUCUCUGUACGACCGUCAGCGGAAAGGGAAGAUCGGAGCUCAGGAGCUGAUCACGGUGAUGCGGUGCCUCAGGUCGAACCCCACCCCCUCUGAGGUCCAACGACACCUGCUGAGCCACAGCAUAGGUACACCUGAGACCGUCUCACCUGUGUGUCCGUCUGUGAUCUCUUUACACCCCGGUACCACGACAGACUGUGUAAGAGAUCCAACGAAGCAGCGAAGUGAGGUGUCGGGUGUCAAUGUGUGUGUGUGUGUGUGUGUGUGUGUGUGUGUGUGUGUGUGUGUAGGGGGGUGCUCUGCAGAAACCAGUCUUAGCGACAAUAAUCUCAUCUCAUUUUGAACUUCCGGGGUGGAGGGUGUCCAGAAAUGGGUUUCCUCCUCAGGGUGUCCGGGCUCAGCCUUAGAGAUAGGGUAAGGAGCUCGGACACUCGGGAGGCGCUCAGAGGAGAACCGCUGCUCCUCCACGUCCAGAGGAGUCAGCUGAGGUGGCAUCUGGUUAGGACGCCUUCUGGACGCCUCCUGUUAGAGGUGUUCCAGACAUGUCCCACCAGGAGGAGACCUCGUGGUCAGUCCAGGACCAGAUGGACGGAUCUGGGCUUCCCUCCUGAAGCUGCUGCCCCCGCGACCCGGACCCGGAUGAAGAGGAAGAAAACGAAGAGUCUGAACCUCCUCUAAACUGAAGUGACAGGAAUAGUGAUGCACGAUAUGAAAAAUUUCAACCGAUACGAUAACCGAUAAUUUUCUUCUUCUCAUGGCCGAUACUGAUAAAUUCAUAUUUUUACAUUUAUUAUAAUCUUCAUAUAAUCUGCAGUUUGUGCAGGAUGCAGUGAUUGAAAACUGAUAUUUCUGUUGCUCUGGCCUAUCUAGAACAACAAACAAAAGUUUUUGGCUCUUCAAAUGUGGUCAUUUGCUAUAAAUAACAAUAACAGAGCAAAAAGCAGAACUUCAUUUGAUCCCCUGAACUGUUCAACAGAACUGUAAACUGUAAAGGAGCUAUUAUGAGACGUUAGGAUUAGCAUGCUGACCGGACUAACAUCUGACGUCCAUAUGUCUGUGGUAAAACUCACGUGUAGUCCGUUCUUGUCGAUCAGGUUGUGAAUGUUUGUGGCGACAAUAUCAUAGAGUGCAGGAAGAGACACAUCCGAGAAGAAGCGGCGGCUUGGGAGAGUGUAACGUGGCUCCAAGUGUGCUAUGAACUUACGAAAACCCGGGUUCUCAACGAUGGAAAAAGGCUGGUCGUCGACCGCUAUGAACUCCAUCACUUUGUCGUUAAUGGCUUUAGCCUUUUCGCUGUCUCUUGAGAAGCUUUUGCAGUUUUUAAACGCCCGCUGAAUGGGGACAUCGAUCCUCCGUAGUGUUGAUGUCUUAGCUUUAGUACCACUAGCAGCUUCGGCGGCUGUCUCAUAUUCUUUUACUACCGCUUCGCCGCGAUGGCGACUUUUCAGAUGAGCUAUCAGAUUCGUUGUGUUAAAACUUGACGUCUUCUUUCCUCCUCUCGGAAUCCUCGCUGAACAGGUUUUGCAUAUAGCAGCUGUUGUCAUCUUCUGCCACUGAGAGAAACGACCAUGCUGGUGAAGACAUUUUAUUAUCUGUCAGGUAGUGACAGGGUCAGGCUUGGGACCUGCGGGUAAGGCGCGACGGGCGGCUACUCCGCCUGCAAACGUUACUCGUAAUUUCAUUAAUAUAUCGGAUCUUUCUAUCGGAAAAAUGCACCUAUCGGACCGAUAAAAAAUGACGUAAUUUCCCCCCAAAUCGGCCGAUAUUUUAUCGGUCCGAUAAAUAUCGUGCAUCCCUAGACAGGAACAUGAAAACUCUGACACCUCAGUUUAGACCCAGAACCUUUUCUUUCUCUGGUGUCACUGAGACUCGGAUCAUCAGGUCUGAUCGGAGGACCAUGAUUGUUGCGCAGAUCUGUUGAUCUCUCCUCAGCUCUAUCACAGUUUGUUUGAUGAUUGGUAAAUCCUAAUCUGUUGUUACUACAAAUGAGCUGUUUGGGGAUUAGAGACAAAUCCUGUGAUGGUUUCAGAGCUGGGUCAAACAGAGAAAAAACUCUCUCCCCCUCAGGAUGACUGCAGAUUCACCUCUUCUUCAAUGCAGCAGGAUGAUCACCUGGUCAGAUGGGGUCUACGAGGUCCGCUAGUCCAAGAACCACAGUAGAGUAAAAGUGUCAGAAACUCUUCAACUCUUAAGGUCCUUACACACCGGCGAAUUUGCGGAGCGAAGCGAAAAAGCGAGACGAAAAUUGCGAAUAUUUGCCGGUCCGAAAAAUCGCUUUCGCCUAUACACAUCGGCCGCGACGCGAAUAUGCGUAUAUUUUUUGCAAAGCGAAUUAAUAAAGUCGCUUUGCGGCACGGACAUGACACAUGACAUCUGUCUCCUAAGGAAGACAUGAGAGAGUGUCAUCUUGUGAGAAAACUACUUCAUUAGUAAUUAGAAAGAGUUUUGGAUGAACCUCAGCUGUCUUUCUCUGCGUUUUCAUAAUCUCAAACUUCUCCCUCUCCUCCAGCCGUAUGGGUCUGUGACGUCAUCAACAACAUGACUUUUGAUUGGCCAGAGGUCUAGCAGGUCCAGAUAUUCGCCUGCGAAUAUCCGAAAAAUUCGACACAGGAGCGAAAAAAUAAAAGCGGCUUUUCGCCCCGCGGAAAAAUCGCCGCCGGUGUGGAAGCAUGCAUUGACUUUAAGCUGUUUUAAAAAAAGGCGAAUAAUUCGCCUGGCGAAUUCUCGCCCGGUGUGUAAGGACCUUUACACUGAGGUUUGAUUUAAGACUCUCAAGGGUCCGAGCCGGGUCAUCCAAGGUGUACCAUCUCAGACCGGUAAGACGGCGCCUACCUGUGCAAAUUUCUGAUGAUUCAGCACUUUGAAAACAGAAGCUCUCAAAGAUUCAUGAUGAGUCCCAAAAUAUAAUUACCCCGGAUUUUCACCAGAGCGAUUUUUACCGUCCACCAAUUCCUACCGGAUCUGUUUGUGAGGCGAAUUUCGUGGCGGAUUACGGACAGCUGACAGCGAGAACUCACAAGAACCUGCAGAGUCACGUCCAAUCUCACGAUAACGAGUUGUCUCUCUAAAGACAGACACAUAGACAUAUAAGCAGUAGACUGUGUCCUUCGUCUCUGUAAAACUCAUGUCGUCGCCUCACUCCUGACCCGGACCGAACCGAACCUUUCUUUGGAUCCUUUCAGAGCCGACGGCACAGACGGACAGAUUAUGGACGGAUUAUCAUGGAUCCUAAACGGAGAGAGGACACUCUGUCUUAUUUCAGCCGUCCUCUGUCGUCAUCUCAUCCCUCUUUAGUGUUUCUAUUAUUAUCGUUAUUGUGGAUCUCAGGCUUUAGGAAAAAGGAUCAGAGAGAAAACACUGAAGGCAGACCUCAUCCAGGACUACAGAGACCCUCUAGAUUUCACAGCCUUCAUCUCAGUCAGAAUCAAAAAGGUAAAAAAAAGACGUUUACAGACGUUUUAGUCUCCACAGCUGAUAGAUUCACAUUUAAAAACGAGGACUGAGAUUUAAAACACACACACAGAUCUGUUCUCUUCUCAAAGUUCACAGGGAGAAACCUUCAUGGAUCCAGUUUCUCCUGGUUCUGUUAGUGAGGUCUGGAGGGUUAAAGUUGGGUUAGGUCAACUUUUCCAACAUGGCGGUGAACCUUCAGAACUUCAGGAACCAGCAGAUACGGUCAGGAGCGUGAAGGUUAGCGCCUCAGCGUAGGAGGACUCGGUUUGGAUGUGGACUUUAAGAUGACCCAGUCUGUGAAACACCGAGAGUUUGGUGAAGAUGUGGGGGUGUAAAGGGGGUCCAGAUUCAGCUGUAGUCCAUCUGAACCAAACCUGCUGGACUCUGGCGAGGACACCUGAUCGUAUGAUCCACCUGAGGACCCCGAGGACCCUCUUUUUAUCAGCUGUGAGUGUUUUUUGGUCCACAGUCCAGUCUGGUGGUUUGGUGGACUUCGAAAACCAAAAACCUGGACCUGAGCCUGACCCUGUUCAGAGGAUUUCUCAGUCUCUAAAUUCGCUAAACCUCGUAGCAGACCUGACCCCACAAACUGCAGCCUAGCUUGCGUGGCGGUCCUCCCUGCAGUUCGACACUGAAGUUGGCGAGCUGACGAACGUCUAAAGUUGUGUCGUUCAUGAAUGAUUCGUUCAAAAGAACUGCUGAGUGAACGAGUGAAUCACUCUGAGACCUGAUUGGUUCUCUCCUCAGUUCAGUUGAGCUCAGCCGUCAGCCUGACGCCCCGGUCAGGAGUGGAACUGCUCGCUCACUGGCUGUGUGCCGUUUGACAAAGAGUCAAAGGCUCUUUGAGUCUUUUGAACAAAUCCUUUUAAUGAUUCUAAAGAUUCAGUACAGUCAAACGAACGGUUCUUUCCAUCACUUCAAACAUCCAUCACGUCUAAAACUCUGAACUGUCCCUUUAAGCUGUCUCUCUUAUCGUUUUGUCCUCAUCAGGGCUCCUGCGGUUCCCUCGCUCCUCCUGGACCGGCUGAUAUUUAUCGCUCUCGGUGUCUCGGUGUCGUGGUUGUAUAACAUGUUUUAGUAUCAGAGGAGGAAAGUCAUCAUGAGCGCAGAGUUUCCACUCGGAGUUUGUUUAACAUGUUUAAACUGUCACCAGCUUAUCUCCGCGCUCCGCUCUUUACAUCCCCUUUAAUUGCUUUUCUGUUUGAACAUCUGAUUUCGUAUUUGCAGACAGAUAUUACUUUUUCUUCCCCUCCGUCUCCUCCGGUUUCCCGCGGCGGUGUCCUCAUUCCUCCCGCACGGAUCCCUGGUCUUAUCUGUGUUCCCGCUGAUAUCAGAAACCAUCUCUCUCUGCAGACGGGUUCGGGGAGCUCGACUUCUCCACCUUCCUGAGCGUCAUGCACCGGCAGCUCCAGCAGGAGGCGCCGGAGGAGGAGAUCCUGGAGGCGCUGAGGAUGGCGGACAAGGAGCAGAAAGGAUUCAUCAUGGCGUCGGAGCUGAGGGCCAAACUGACGGGGCUGGGGGAGAAACUGAGCGACCGGGAGGGUGAGCGGGUCUGAACCCUCUGUUUGGACCGUCUCUCUCUCUCUUUUUUUUUUUUUUUUUUUUUUCUUCCUUUUUAUUUGUUAAAGAGGGACAGUGUACAUUAAUGAACAUUUUAAAAAGAUAAAAUGUAAAUGGACCCAAUUGUAGCCACAAGGCUAAUUUCCAUUGGUAGUCCCCCUGCCAGAAGGAACAUGGCUACCUAAAAAGGUGGGAAAUCAGCAACUACAUAAAAACAUACAUAAUACACAAUAUUUAAAACAUCAACAUAACCCACCCGAAAGCACGCCAACCAACUAAUGGUAACAAGUUUGGUUUUCAAGUAACCACCUCUUCAAAUUUACUUUAAAUGCUCUGUAUGAAUUGGACUCUCUUAUGUUUUGUGGUAUUGUGUUCCAAUCCUUGCCUGCCCUAAAAGAAAACACUGACUGACCAAAUAAAGAUUUUCUAAGUGGGAUCUGGCAGUCUCCUCUGGCCGCCCCUCUAGUACCACUAGUUGUUGGAGAUCUAAACUGUAUGAGGUUGCAGAGUGGGGGCGGAGCUACCCUAUGACGGAUUUUAUAUGUAAGACAACAGUUUUUGAAAAGGACAAGAUUACGGAGCCCCUAAAGGGACAUGGAUGGACUUUUUUUUUUUGCGAGAUCUCGCAAAAGUAUUGCGAGCGCUCGCAAUAAAUAUUGCGAGAUCUCGCAAUACUUUUUUGCGAGAUCUCGCAAAGUUCUGUCCUACUUCGGUGAACCGGAAGUAAAACAGACACACAUGAUGGAGGAGCGUACACAUCAUAGACAUAAUAAAAGGGUAGACCCCGCUGGGGGUGCUGCGCAGCGAGAAAUGCGGCCGCCAUCUUGGUCAGGUCAAGCUUCCCAUACGCUCCGGUCAAUCAUAUUCAUUCAUUCAUUCAUUCAUUCAGCGAUGCCGGCGCACUGUGCGGCGUUUUCCUGUGCCAACAGGCGGACAGCAGAGAACAGGGCUCAAUGAAUAACUUUUUACAGUUAUGAUUACACGUUUUUUCAACAUUACACUUGACUGUAGAGUCAUUUGUAGGCCAAAGAGGAAGACAGUGGUGCAGAGUGAGGCGGAUGACCGGACCAAGAUGGCGGCCGCAUUUCUCGACAGCGCCCAUUCGUGGUAGCGGCCGAUGCGGGGUCUAUCUUUUAUUAUGUCUAUGGUACACAUCAUCCGUGCUCUGUUGCUCCUUCUUCUUAUUAUUAUUAUUAUUUUAGGCUUAUUUUAGGCUAUUUUAGGCGUGUUUUACUUCCGGUUCACUGAAUGGAGAAAAAACUUUUGCGAGAUCUCGCAAAAAAAAAAAAAGUCCAUCCAUGUCCCUUUAGGGGCUCCGUACAAGAUUGUUCCAGCUUAAUAACUUAUAUUUUUGAAGAAUUGUGCAAUGAUGAAAAGAUCUUGGUUUUUUAUCCAGAGUUUUGAGUGCUUGUUUGUAUCGUGAUAUUAAUGGGUUUAAGGUAGUGGGGUUUGCGGUGGACCAGACGGGUAAACAAUAAUUAAUAUGGGACAUUAUAAGAGAAAACAUGUACAUUUUUGCCGCUUCUGUUGACAUAUGAUUUCUGAGGUGCCUGAAAUUUCCAAGUGUGACCUUAAGAAUUUUGCUUACUCUCUGCUCUUAUUUUAAUCCAGUUACGUAAAACCACAACUGAAGAGGUUUGUCAUCAUCAGAGUGAGGAGAGGAGAGUUUAAGGGAAGAACAAAGAAAACAUUUCCAGCUUUAAUCCGGUCUGAAGGGACGAGGCGCUUAAAUCUGUGAGGAGAAACUAUCUCAGCCUCUUCCACUUCACAUCUGCUCAGCUCACAUUACUGCUGCUAAUCAGAAACACAGAAACACAGAAACACAAUCUCAGUAAAUGCCUGAACUCCUCACUUCUUCAGCUCUGCAGAUUUAUGAUUCUUCUGUCUGAUUCAGUCUCUGCUGUCGUUGAAUCAAUCCUUAAAGGUCACAGUUACAACUUUGAACACUGUGGACAAGUUUCAUUGGGCCUCCUUUGAUUGACAGCUGUCUCUCUGUGUUUUCAGUGGACGAGCUGCUGAAGGAGGCGGGUGUUGGCGCUGAUGGGCGGGUCUACUGUGAGCAGUUUGCUAAAGCGGUGACUCACACUUCAGCGAAACGUUGAAGACGUCUCUGAGCUGAACUUCUGCUCCUCCAAACAUGAACUAAGAAAAGAUGUUUUUAUCAGAGUGACGACCUUUGAACCAGAACAUCACCUCAGUCCGUCACGAUGCUGCUGAAUCUGAAAUCUUUCAUUUGUUAUAAAUAAAGAACGUUUUUCUGAUCCAA